Messenger RNA from Penicillium vulpinum, 1659 nucleotides. RefSeq lists its product as uncharacterized. Gene Ontology annotation, molecular function: metal ion binding. The transcript is spliced from 4 exons. Bases 1 to 1659 code for a protein of 552 amino acids. NCBI's taxonomy places the organism in Eukaryota, Fungi, Ascomycota, Eurotiomycetes, Eurotiales, Aspergillaceae. The record is from RefSeq and is a predicted model, not a curated record.
AUGGGACACGCUCCUGGUGUGGAAAAUACAGCUCUUGACAAGCCCCAGAAGGUCAAAAUGGCGGCUAGAAGUGGUUCUGGGGCUGAGGCAUCGGGGCUGGUCCACACCCUCCAAGGCCAUGUCGAUGAUAUUCGCACUCUGAUACAGUGUGGUAUCUGCAUUCGUCCCCUUUACGAACCGUUUACUAUCGCCUGCGGGCACACUUUCUGCUACUCAUGUCUAUCAUCAUGGUUUGCUGGUGGAAGAUCAAAGCGGACAUGCCCGGAUUGCCGAGCACCAGUCAAAACUCAACCAGCGCCAGCUUAUUUGGUCCGGGCUGUUGUACAGAUGUUCACAGGUCGAGCUGAACUUUUAGACAGAGGGGAAACGACUACGGAGCAUUCAAAGAACCAAAGGGACGAAGCGGAAAAACUGGACCAGGACAAGGCCAAUGAUCACCCAACCGAAGGAGGUUUAUUCGGGGGUCUUUUUAAGCCAAAGCCUCCCCCACUCAAACCUGUCAUUGACAUUGAUGACGGAGUGGUUCGAUGUCCGCUCUGUUCAUGGGAACUUGAAGGAGAUAAUUGCGCAGGGUGCGGCUACCGAUACCAGCCGGAUUCCGAGGAUUCAGAUGACAGUGGAUCAGCUGACUUCAGUGAUACCGACUUAGAUUCCCUGGAUGAUGAUGAAGACGACGAGGAAGAGAACGGUGAGCGUGAGCAAGGGGAAUCUGACCACUUCGAUGACAUUGAAGACCAUGAUGGCGUUUGGGGCAACUUUGCGCUUCAAUAUUACAGACCUACCUUCCCCCCGCGGCUUCCAUGGCCCCCAGGUGCUGGUCGGCUUUUUGACCGGCUUGAAAACUUAAUGGAAGGAGGACCUACCUUGAUCCCAAUGCCACCAGGGGUUCCAAUGAAUCAUGGACACUAUAUCCCUUCAGGCAACACCAAUGGGAGUGAAUACGAAGAAGAGGAAGAGGAAGAAGAAGAGGGAGAGAAUGAGUAUGACGAGUCAGACUCAUUCAUCGAUGCCGAAAACGACCAUCCGCCCACGAGUUCCUUCAUUGAAAACCAAGGCCAUCGUCUCGGGAGUGGCGAUAUGUAUGAAUCGGAAUCAGACCGUUCCACCGGAACUGUUGUAGAUGAUGUUCAGGGUGGCCACCAUCCCCUACCGAUUGGGCUCAAUUACAGAAACACCACGCCUUACUUUGACGACGAGGAUUCUGAUGAAGAGGAGCAAGAGGAAGUCUCAAUAGUCUCGGACGACAGAGAGAUGGUCGAUGAAGAUGAAGAGGAGGAUGAAUCCGAAUCUGAGGAAGACGCAAUCCUGACUACUGCACCGCGUCGUCAAGCUAAUUCAUAUCCACACCGGUCCCCUUGGUUCCAAGCCCCCAGCGAUGCUCCAUGGCUUGCAGCAAGGCCUUCGGUACCCAUCCCUGACUCAUCAGAAGAAUCGGAAUCUUCGCCGCCUACCAGACCUUCGAUACCAAUUCCUGACUCAUCAGAAGAAUCAGAAUCUUCGCCACCUAUCAGGCCUGCUAGACCCAGUGCGCGUCGUUCCAUCCAUCACGGCAGCACUGCUCAGAAUGUGAUCACCCUUGAUGAUUCCGACGACGAUCAGCCUGUCGGCCCAGUAAGAAGGGCCACACAGAGGCGACGUGCCAGGUUCUCUCCAUAUUGA